Recurvomyces mirabilis is the source of this 1140-nucleotide messenger RNA. RefSeq names its product Mitochondrial porin (gene POR1). Gene Ontology annotation, cellular component: mitochondrial outer membrane. Gene Ontology annotation, biological process: monoatomic anion transmembrane transport. The transcript is spliced from 5 exons. Lineage: Eukaryota; Fungi; Ascomycota; Dothideomycetes; Mycosphaerellales; Teratosphaeriaceae. Gene Ontology annotation, molecular function: voltage-gated monoatomic anion channel activity. The coding region runs from base 1 to 1140 and encodes 379 amino acids. The record is from RefSeq and is a predicted model, not a curated record.
AUGGCUUCCCCUCUGAGCUCCGACAUCCCCAAGCCGUUUGGCAGCACGGAGAAGUUGGCUUCGCAGGUCAACCGCGCUUUCGCUGGGCCUGUGCCGGCGUUUGGGGAUCUGGGCAAGGCUGCUAAUGAUCUCAUCAACAAGGACUUCUACCAUACCAGCCAGGCUACCCUCGAUGUCAAGCUCCGCGCUCCCAAUGGCACCAAUGUCACCGUCAAGGGCAAGCAGAACUUUGACGGCGUGACCAGCGGUUCCGUCGAGGGCAAGCACACCCUCAAACCCCAUGGUAGGCACUCACCUCCCUCCUCCUCCUCCUCCUCCACGCAGCAGCCAACCCGCUUCAUCCGCUUUGCCCAACUCCUCACACCACUUCCUGCGCCCCUACGAACGCACCUCUGGCUCUUCAUCACCAGCGCAACCACCGCCGCCCCCUCCUCCGCCCACCAGAGAAUCUCAUUAACCCUAGCCCACCAAACAGGCGUCACCAUCACCCAAGCCUACAGCACCAACUCCCUCCUCGACACCAAAGUCGAACUGAACGACCUCGUCGCCCCCGGCGCCAAGAUCGACCUCCAGAACCUCUGGAACCCGAGCAAAGCCAACAGCGCCGCGCAAAAGAUCAACCUCGCCUUCAAGAACCCCAACGUCCACUCCCGCGCCUUCAUCAACUACGCCCAAUCCAACGGCAACAUCGACGCCGUCGUCGACGUCGUCGCCGGCCACGAAGGCUUUCUCGUCGGCGGUGAGGCCGCCUACGAUGUCCAGAAGGCCGCUAUCACGCGUUAUGGUCUCGCCCUCGCGUACCAGACCCCGAGUUAUACCGCUUCCAUCCACGGCAUGCAGAAUCUGAGCAUCAUCGCUGCUUCCUACUACCAGAAGGUCAAUAGUUCCGUCGAGGUCGGCACGAAGGUCGGCUAUGACGUCCAGGCUCAGAAGGCCAGUGGGUUGGAGUUGGCGUCCAAGUACAAGCUCGACCCGCUUAGCUUUGCCAAGGUCAAGGUCAACGACCGCGGCAUCGCCGCCCUCGCCUACAGCACCAAGCUCAAUGCUGGCACGACGCUGGGGCUCGGUCUCUCGCUCGACACGCAGAAGCUUAAUGAGGCUGGGCAUAAGAUCGGGACUUCGCUUACUUUCGAGGGUUAA